Myzus persicae (green peach aphid) is the source of this 1688-nucleotide messenger RNA. RefSeq lists its product as uncharacterized. Lineage: Eukaryota; Metazoa; Arthropoda; Insecta; Hemiptera; Aphididae. The transcript has 8 exons. The record is from RefSeq and is a predicted model, not a curated record. The coding region runs from base 137 to 1534 and encodes 465 amino acids.
GAAUUCGUUUACAGUUUACUCUUUUGUAUUUUGUGUAACUUUGUUUACGCAUCAUUGACAUAUGAAAAAAUUUUUUACGAGUGUAAGAAUAUUAUUUACAGUUUAGAAUCAAGUUUGAAUUAAUGAUGACAUUAUCAUGACGUUUUUCAAUAAUAUUAUCGUGAUUCCAUUACUUUUUAAUUUAAUUCAUAACGUCCGUUCUAUAGACCAGGACUACAAUACAGACAGAAUCCCGAAAUCUGUAUACAGAAGACAGGACUGCGUCCCGAUAGUGUACGUAACCGGUUCUCACUAUGAAGUUGGAUACAUGGUCGGACAGACAUUCGGGAAAAUUAUACGAGAUUUCGUGGACGCAUAUGAACCGCUUAAAGAGUAUUUGGAAAUUUACGAAACGUCUGAAGAUGGGAAACGAGUGUACAAUGAAUGUCUAGAAAAGACUGAGAAGUAUUUUCCACAAUAUUUAGUUGAGCUCAAAGGAAUGGCCACCGGUGCUGAUGUUCCGUUCCACAAGCUUUUCCUCAUCCAUUUGGACGACAUACUAGUGACAAACGUCCGAGAUACUAGUGCUGAUACGGAUGCCGGUUGUUCUACAUUAAUGGCAAACAUACCAUGGACGGGACAGUUUAUCGGGCACAACGAAGAUGCCCUGAAUACGACGAUAAAUCAUUUUUACAUCGUUAGUGCUCACAUCAAGCCGAGAGGUGAAGAAGGCGGUGGAAUAUUUCCGACGAGAGAAGAGAAAUGGGAAGCGAUGACUUACGCCGGUUCGCUAUCUGGAUACGCGAGCGGUCACAACUACCACGGCUUGGUGUUUUCAGUCAAUACGAUAUUCGCGAAAAAACUCAGCAGAAAUAAAAUACCUCGGGUGUUUUUGACACGAGCACUGUUGGCUUCCAAGGCCAACAUUAAUGAAAUUAAAGACAUACUAACCAAUCACGGAGCCGGUACGGCAGACGCGUUUCACGUAAACGCCGGUUUCCUCGAAGGAAGCAGAUGUAACCGGGUAUUCUAUUCAAUCGAGGUGACCCCGUCGGAAACCGAUCAGAUGUCAAAAGUGAUCGUAACAUCGGUAGACACCGAAUCCAUAGCCUUUUACACGAACAAAUUACAAUUUUCGGAUUGCGAGGAACUAAAAGAAUCUGGAUGGAAAAGCAGCGUGGCCAGAGAAAAAGUGUUUGAGGAAUUACUGUUACAGGAACCAAUAUCAAGCUUGCAAGACAUUCUGAGAAUAUUGGGAUCCACUCGCGGUGGAAAAUGGCAAAUUUUUAGGGACAGGGAUAGUGAUUUUGUCAACACGAUCAAUCUCGGAGUUUUUGAUUUUAUUGAAAAAACGUGGACGAUAUGGACAAAUAAUCCCUUGACCAAUCCUCCUAUUAUAAAGCUGUCGUUAAAAUUCACGACUUUCAUCAGUCCUUUUAUAAAUGAAGAAACUGAAAACCAGCCAUAUAUUAGUAGAAUUACAUCAGGGAUUUCUGAUAUUUAUAAAAAUGGUUUGGAGAAGUUCAAAAAUAUGUUUGAUAUAAGAUUAUAUUAAUACAAAUUUUAAAUUUAAAUUUUACCAGGCUAUUAACUUCACUAAUUUAAAAUUGUAAUAACUUAAGUACAUACGCACAUAUGUUAAUUUAUUAUGCUUUAUAAUAUUUUCUUAACGCAAUUGAAUACAACAUUAGCAAAUGGUAACAACUAUA